UACCACAAAAUGGGAACCGAGUGGGAUACGCUUCGAAAGCAAGCUCGCCAUUUAGAAAAUGAUAUCGACAUAAAGCUGAUCGCUUUUAAUAAGGUUGGCGUUGGUGCGGCCAGUUCGUCGGCGACAGCGAGCAACACAGACACGUCGCCCCUGCUCGGGGAUCAUGUCUUCGAAUCGCUGUCGCUGGAGAUCGAACAAAUGCUGGACAAGCUGUCCAACAUCAACGAAAAGAUGUCAGAGAUUCCAAACAGCGGUGCAGCAGUAAUGCAUGUGCUGCAGAGACAUCGUGAAAUACUGCAUGGAUACCGACAAGAAUACUUGAAGAUACAGGCAAACCACACGACGCGAAUGGAACGGGAAGAGCUGCUGCGGGGGUCUGGGUUAGGUACGUCAUCUCCCUCGACGUCCGGUUUGAGCCGUAGGGACAUGUACCUGAAGGAAAACACCCAUCUGCACAGUUCCAGCUCGCUGGUGAACGAUCAAAUCAGCAUCGCAAUGGAAACGAAAGAGCAUCUAACAUCACAGCGGCAACAUCUGAAGCGAUUCCAAACCCGUAUGCAUGACAUAUCGAACCGUUUUCCAUUGAUUUCCAGCUUAAUCCAACGAAUUAAUAUACGUAAGCGAAGAGAGUCACUUAUUAUUGGCGGAGUGAUAGCCGUCUGUACAAUCUUGCUACUGUUGUACGCCUUUCACUGACUUCCUCCGGACGUCCAAAUGCUAUAGAACUAAAGAGGUAUCGCUACC
This is a messenger RNA of Anopheles maculipalpis, 744 nucleotides long. RefSeq names its product Golgi SNAP receptor complex member 1 (gene Gos28). NCBI's taxonomy places the organism in Eukaryota, Metazoa, Arthropoda, Insecta, Diptera, Culicidae. Gene Ontology annotation, molecular function: SNAP receptor activity. The transcript has 5 exons. The coding region runs from base 10 to 696 and encodes 228 amino acids. Gene Ontology annotation, biological process: vesicle fusion; endoplasmic reticulum to Golgi vesicle-mediated transport. Gene Ontology annotation, cellular component: cis-Golgi network; Golgi membrane; SNARE complex. The record is from RefSeq and is a predicted model, not a curated record.